Messenger RNA from Impatiens glandulifera, 875 nucleotides. RefSeq names its product stress response protein NST1. Gene Ontology annotation, cellular component: nucleus. The coding region runs from base 109 to 705 and encodes 198 amino acids. The record is from RefSeq and is a predicted model, not a curated record. NCBI's taxonomy places the organism in Eukaryota, Viridiplantae, Streptophyta, Magnoliopsida, Ericales, Balsaminaceae. The transcript is spliced from 3 exons.
AUCUCUCUAUCUGUGUGCAAUUUUCAGUCACCAUAAACAGUUCACUUCCAAGAUUAGGGUUUGAAUAUCUUUGCGACGAUUGAUUUUUCUUUGUUAUUAGUAUUCGUUAUGAAGCGCCAUCUCACCGAAGAUAAUGCUACUGGAAACAGACAGACAAACAAGCAUCCUGGAACGAUGAAUCAGAAGAUGAAGAAAAACCUAAAGAGGAUGGGAGGAGGAGGUCUCUCUCUUGAAGCCUUCGUCAAUGCCAAAUCCAGGAAUGAUCAAUACAACCCUUCUCUAAUCAAGAAGCAAAGAGAAUUCUAUAAAAAUGCGAAAUGUAUACGCAAAUAUAAGAAACUGAAGCAACAAGACCCGCAGAAUGAUCCAUCUGCAUCUAUAUCAAAAAUGGAGAACUUGGUUAUACCACACGAACAACAUGAAGAAAAAUUGGAGGAAGCUAGUAAACCUUACCAGAAGAACAGGAAGAACAGAAAGAGCGAAAGGAGCUUGAAUGAAUUGUAUGAGAGGAAGCGUGAGGAAGAUGAAAAGGCCAAAGCUGAAAUGGAGGCAAUUGUUAAAGCAAAGAGGGAAGGAAGGGAAAGAGCUGAGUCCCGUAGAAAAGAUUUGAAAGAGAAAAUGCUGAAGAAAACAAAGUCCGGGCAGCCAGUGAUGAAGUAUAGAAUUGAGCAUAUGUUAGAAUCGAUCAAAGCAUCAACUAGUUAGGAAGCUAUAUUAUUAUUAUUAUUAUUAUUGUAACUCUUAAGUUCUUAUACAAUGCAAAUUAUAAUUUGUUUGGUCCCCAGAAAGACAGAGCUGCAGAGAAGCUAACUUUGUAUUGAUAUAAAUUAAAUUUGUUUGUGUUUUAAGUUAAGAGAGCAGUACAAAUUGUUUCA